Molecule: messenger RNA, 859 nt
Organism: Ictalurus punctatus (channel catfish)
Lineage: Eukaryota; Metazoa; Chordata; Actinopteri; Siluriformes; Ictaluridae
Gene: org
Product: oogenesis-related gene
Exons: 6
Coding region: 20-643 (207 amino acids)
Source: RefSeq, a predicted model, not a curated record
CUUAUCUAGGUGUAGCGCUAUGACUGCUCAGUGCAGCUACACCGUUGAACCCGGUAGUAGUGAGGGACAAAAGUGUGAAGCUGUGGUGAAGCGAGAUGGUGUGCUUGCAUCAGUCUUCUGUCGAAUUUCACAGUUUUGGCCAGUCCGUCUUAUGGUGAAUGGUUUUCGGGCCUUAUGGUGGUUCUUUGGCUCUCCAUCUCCUGGAAAGGCCCCUUCUCUUCCAUGUGAAGACAAAAGUUCUCCCAAUGCACGCCAGUGUCGAUCAGGUCGGAAGCGUCUAGGAAGAACCACACGUUUGCUGCUUGCUAUCCUGCCUCGGCGGCUCCAGGGUGCUCUUGGCUACCCAGUGUGCACCAGCAUCGGCUGCUCUGUGUCCCCAGAGGUGUGCUGUUCUCCCACUAAGCCCUGUGGGAAAGGCAGUAAAAGGAAGCAGGAUGAUCUGGAUGAGGAUGAGGACCUGGAGCAGCAGUCUUGGGUGGAGGCACUCACCCAGGAGAUAACGACUGAUGAGGAUGAGACUGUUGAUCCUGACUAUGAACCCAGUGCAGUUGAGACUGAUAGUGAGGAGUACCGGACGCACAAUGAUACAGAGAGUGAGAUUGAAGUGGCUAUACAGGAAACUCUCUCCACUGAGGCAAAGUGAUGGAAGUGUGGAAUGUCUUUUAUAUAUUUAUAAAAGUAUUGGGCAAUUGUGUAAUUCAUAUUUCUUUUUUUCUAGAGAUUUUCAUGUAGGUAGCUAUUAAUUGCCCUGUUGUCUGGUCAUCUAGGCUUUUGUCUUGCCAGAAGCCUUGGUCUGUUUUUCUAGGAGUUUUCAGUGUGUUGUAUUGAUUUUCUGAAAUAAAUGAUCUGUUUAAUCUAA